AGAGAAAGGUGUGUGAAUGUGCUCUCUGCUGUUAUGAACCGGGGCAAGAGAAGAUCUGCGCCGGUAGAGCCUACGGAUCUGACGAGCCGAACAAAUGGCGACGCACCGAAAAGAAUACGUUUGCAAGCGCAUCGAAAAUUCGCCGAAGGUGUACCAAUCCCGGGCCGCCAGUGCAGUGAAUCCUUUGUACGUCCGGUCGACGUAGAUUAUUUUCCCAAAAACGCCCGUUGUUCAGCCUUGAGCGGCGGCGACGUUUUAGCCGCCAAUUCGCCCGAAAACAGCCGUGAUGCCGAUGCAUUGGAUAUCAUUGCUCCGUCGGCUGAAGCAUUCUGCGCAUACAUUCUUUACGAUGGUGAGUCAUGAUG
Molecule: messenger RNA, 365 nt
Organism: Notodromas monacha
Lineage: Eukaryota; Metazoa; Arthropoda; Ostracoda; Podocopida; Cyprididae
Source: the annotation of a GenBank genome assembly